AUGGAAGAAGAAGGAAGCAAGUCAAAGAAGAAGGUGAUGGUGGCGAUUGAUGAGAGUGAAUGCAGCCAUGACGCAUUAGAAUGGGCACUCAGGAACCUUCAGGAAUCUCUUGUCAAUUCGGAGUUGAUUGUUUUUACAGCACAACCCAUUUCUGAUUAUAGCUAUCUCUACGCAUCUUCCGUGGGAAAUGCUCCUUGCAGUUCGUAUGGUGGUAUUCCAUUUGCAGCUCCAGAACUAAUCAAGAAUUUUCAAGAACAGCGUCAGAAAUUCGCCGAGGAUCUGCUAGCUAAAGCCAAGGAAAUAUGUGACAAACUUGGGAUCAGUGCAAAAACAAUGACUGAAGUAGGGGAACCCAAACAGACCAUAUGCGAAGCCGUGGAAAAACACAAUGUUCAAUUGCUUGUUUUGGGCACCCAUGGGAAAGGAGUCCUGGAAAGGACUUUCUUAGGGAGUGUGAGCAACUACUGUGUUCACAACGCUAAGUGCCCUGUUCUGGUCGUCAGGAAAACAGACUGA
Molecule: messenger RNA, 516 nt
Organism: Oldenlandia corymbosa var. corymbosa
Lineage: Eukaryota; Viridiplantae; Streptophyta; Magnoliopsida; Gentianales; Rubiaceae
Source: the annotation of a GenBank genome assembly